UGCAGUCUCUCUCCAUUUCUCAGGAAAGAGCCACUUCUUGCUUUACAGCGCAACCAUGACCAGUUUUAUGACCUCAGGUUUUUCUAUCAGCGGAGGCUCCUCUCGGGGCCCUGCUACUGGUGGAUCCUCUCGGUUUUCCACAACAAGCAGUGGCACUGGUCAACGCUUGAUGACUGGACGUGCCCCAAGCAUGUAUGGUGGUUCUGGAGGAUCCAGAGUGCACAUCUCCACUGUGUCCAGUUCCAUGCAUGGUGGUGGAGGUGCUGCAGGUCUAGGUUUUGGUGGUGGAGCAGGUUUUGGCAGUGGAGCAGGUUUUGGUGGUGGAGCAGGCUUUGGCUUUGGAGCCGGUGGAGGAGCUGGUGGAGGAGCUGGGUUUGGCUUGGGUGGGGGUUUUGGUGGGGGUUUUGGUGGUGACGAUUUGGGAGCUGUGACAGCCAAUGAAAAGGCCACCAUGCAGAACCUGAAUGAUCGUCUGGCAUCCUACCUGGAAAAGGUACGCACCCUGGAGAAGGCCAAUGCUGACUUGGAACUGAAGAUCAGACAGUUUGUGGAGAAUAAGACCUCCCCUACUGCCCGAGACUACUCUGCUUAUGAGGCCACCAUAAAGGACCUGCAAGAUAAGAUACAGGAUGCAACCAGAGAAAAUGGAGGCAUCUACCUGAACAUUGAUAAUGCUAAACUGGCAGCCGAUGACUUCAGAACCAAGUAUGAGAAUGAGUUGGCAAUGCGUCAGUCGGUGGAGGCAGACAUAGCAGGGCUUAGGAGACUCCUGGAUGAGCUGACACUGACCAGAUCUGACCUGGAGAUGCGGAUCGAAGGCCUUAAGGACGAGUUGAUCUUCCUCAAGAAAAACCACGAGGAGGAACUGGAAGCAAUGCGUAAUACCAUGUCAGGUAGUGUGAAUGUGGAAGUGGAUGCAGCACCUGGGGAAGACCUGAACCGUGUCCUGGCUGAGAUCCGUGAACAGUAUGAAGCUGUGGCUGCCAAGAACCAGCGUGAACUCGCGAACUGGUUCCAGUCUAAGAGCGAUAAUCUGAACAAGGAGGUGGCUGCCAGCUCAGAGAAUCUAGAAACAUCCAAGUCAGAAGUCAAUGAGAUCAGACGCACUUGCCAAGGCCUGGAGAUUGAGCUACAAUCCCAACUGAGCAUGAAAGCAUCUCUGGAGGGCACUCUAGCAGAUACAGAAAACCGUUACUCCAUGAAUCUAGCCAGACUGCAAACUCAGGUAACAGGAUUGGAGCAGCAGCUGGUGGAGCUCCGAGCUGAUAUAGAGAGACAAUCUCAGGCCUACAAGCUUCUGCUGGAUGUCAAGGCCCGGCUGGAGAUGGAGAUCGCUGAGUACAGGAGGCUGCUGGAUGGAGAGGUUGACAGUGCCCCAAAAAAAAUCACUAAAAACCUGGCGGUGAAGACCAUUGUGGAAGAGAUGGUUGAUGGGAAAGUGGUGUCCUCCAAAACUAGUUAAAUCCACUGUGGCUUCAUUCAACACCAUGACUUCAACACCAUGACACCACGACUAAUUUCAACCAAAAUACAGCAAGAGUUGCAUGUGAAAUGAUCUGCACUAAAAUGAGAAAAUAAAACGACUCACUGA
Molecule: messenger RNA, 1591 nt
Organism: Hemibagrus wyckioides
Lineage: Eukaryota; Metazoa; Chordata; Actinopteri; Siluriformes; Bagridae
Product: keratin, type I cytoskeletal 50 kDa-like
Exons: 7
Coding region: 56-1462 (468 amino acids)
Molecular function (GO): structural molecule activity
Source: RefSeq, a predicted model, not a curated record